AUGGCUACUGAAAGGGGUCUUGAAAGAACUUGCCUUGUGAGUGAGAAGGACACCAAGAAGUACUCCUUGGCCCUAGACAGGAUGAACUGGCAUCAGAAGAAUUCAAAUGAAGAGAGGCAGCAGCAGGAAGCAGAAGUUACAGGAGCUAAUCCAGCAUAUCACUGUCACAGCUACUCCCAGGCCUAUGAGAACAGACAGAGGGAGCAGCAUCAAGCCAGGAGGAAGCUCUGUGUAGCAUCAGUAAUUUGCACCUUCUUCAUGAUUGCUGAGAUAACAGGGAAGUAUGUGUGCGGGCACAUCGCGGGCAGCCUGGCCGUGCUCAGCGACGCGGCGCACAUCCUGGUGGACCUCACCAGCUUCCUCAUCAGCCUCCUCUCGCUGUGCCUCACCUCCAAACCUCCCACCAAACAGUGCACCUUUGGCUGGCACCGAGCAGAAAUUCUGGGAGCUUUGAUGUCUAUGAUCAUAGUUUGGAUGGUGACUGGUGUGUUGAUAUAUUUGGCUUGCAUGAGGCUGCUACACCCGGAUUAUGAUAUUGAUGCUACAGUGAUGCUCAUUACCUCUGCUUGUGCUGUGCUCACCAACAUCCUGCUAAGCCUGAUUCUGCACCAGACUGGCCACGGGCACAGCCACGGGGCACAAGGCAGGGAAGGCACCUCAGCCCCUCUGGAGCCAGCUCUGAGCAAUGCCAGCCUGCAGGCAGCCUUUGUGCAUGCCAUUGGAGAUCUAUUCCAGAGCAUUAGUGUGCUAAUUAGUGCACUUAUCAUCUUCUUUAAGCCACAGUACAAAAUAGCCGACCCAAUCUGCACAUUUGUGUUUUCCAUCUUUGUUUUGGCAACUACCAUCACGAUUUUAAGGGAUAUUUUAACUAUAUUAAUGGAAGGAACAUCAAAAGGAUUUGCUUAUGAUGCUGUAAAAGCAAGAAUUUUAACAGUUGAAAAAGUGGAGUCUGUUCACGACCUUCAUGUUUGGGCUCUGACAAUGAAUCAAACUGCUCUCUCUGCUCACAUUGCCACAGCAGACUCAACAGACAGCCAGAAGAUUUUGAGAGAUGUCACCCAAGCCCUGUUUGAGCAGUACAGCUUCCACUCCGUCACCAUUCAGAUUGAAUCAGGGCAGGAUCAGAAACCAGACUGUGUCUUCUGCCAAGAGCCCAGGGAUUAAAGGGAGCACCGUGCUGUGCCAAAUAACCACCACCCCUCUUACAGGUCAAUAAAGGCUGUAUGUGCUGGUUGAGUGUGAUUGAUUAACAGCAAAUGGUAAUUAGCUGACAUAGCAAGCCCUGCCAUUGCAAGCAGAGCAUGGGCUUUUCUUUGUUGGUAUCAUCUGCCAUGAG
Messenger RNA from Zonotrichia leucophrys gambelii, 1336 nucleotides. It is a transcript of the gene SLC30A8, whose product is annotated as solute carrier family 30 member 8. The coding region runs from base 1 to 1164 and encodes 387 amino acids. Gene Ontology annotation, biological process: insulin secretion; zinc ion transmembrane transport; response to zinc ion. The record is from RefSeq and is a predicted model, not a curated record. The transcript has 8 exons. Gene Ontology annotation, molecular function: zinc ion transmembrane transporter activity. Gene Ontology annotation, cellular component: plasma membrane. NCBI's taxonomy places the organism in Eukaryota, Metazoa, Chordata, Aves, Passeriformes, Passerellidae.